AACCAACGUGGCAAGUGUUCGUUGGAUUUGGAAAGAACAACAUGUGAAGGAAAAUCAAAAGAGUUAACGAAUUCAACUUCUAAGUUGAUACCUCAAAGAUGAUAUUUGACACAAGUAGAAGAACAACAUCAUCAUCAUCUACAAUGUUCCAUUCGACAUGUCUAAACCUUUUCUAACUCCAUAAGUACACUAAGAUUUUACUUCACCCUUAUUCAAUAUUCCCCAUGUCCACUCUUGUACAAUUCUCCAUCAAAUUUUCACACUUGAAACCCAAUGAUAGCAUAUACAAGACACAACCCACUUUUUCUUUCUCCAAUUUAGACCCAAAGUUUAAUUCUUUUCAUCUGGGUAGUUUCAAGUUGAGAGCAUGCAGGGAUAGGUGGUCUUUUUUGGGAGGUGCAGUGUUUAAAAAUGGAGGUAUGUGUGAAGAAAAGGGGUGCAAGAAGGAAAAAAGAGUGGUUUUGGUGAAGAAUAAUCAAGGGUUUGGAUUCAAUAACGGUGGUGGAAGAGAUGAUGGUAGCACUGCUAGGAUUUUGGGAAAUCUUGCUCUGGCUGCUGGGUUGACUUAUCUAUCAAUGACUGGACAACUUGGCUGGAUAAUUGAUGCUAUUGUUUCCAUUUGGAUCUUUGCAGUGUUAGUACCGAUAGUAGGUAUUGGUGCUUUCCUUUGGUGGGCAGGUCGAGAUAUAAUGAAAGGCACUUGUCCAAACUGUGGAAACGAUUUUCAGGUUUUCAAAUCCACUUUAAAUGAAGAAUUGCAGUUGUGCCCAUUUUGCGGUCAACCUUUUUCUGUUGAUGGUAAUGAGUUUGUCAAGGAACCUGUGAAUUUUUCAAACCAAUCUACAACAUUUGGACAAGCAUUCGACAAUUUCUCGAGUUCUAAAAAUGACAAGGAUUCUGGUAAAGCAAUUGAUGUUGAGGCCGAAAUAAAAGAUGCAGAUUGAGUCUUCACAGAAUAUAUACCAUGUUAGGUGACUAUGCUGAAAUCAAUUCUCAUUCAGUUAAACAGGUCGUGGCUUGCAUUUUCUGGUGCUUAAGGCGCAUCGAGUGAAGCACAUUCUAGAGAGAAGAGUGUAGUGAGCAGAUUAAUGUAUUCUAGAGAGCAUAGGAAUAUAGCGAGCAGAGUAGCAUUACAAUUGUAAUAUAAUUUUUGAUAGUGAUGUUUCUCUUUCUCAUACCACACCUUUAUUAUCUUGGUUUACCAAAAGGUAUCUUCAA
Medicago truncatula (barrel medic) is the source of this 1218-nucleotide messenger RNA. RefSeq lists its product as uncharacterized. Lineage: Eukaryota; Viridiplantae; Streptophyta; Magnoliopsida; Fabales; Fabaceae. The transcript is spliced from 7 exons. Bases 225 to 944 code for a protein of 239 amino acids. The record is from RefSeq and is a predicted model, not a curated record.